Messenger RNA from Andrographis paniculata, 1265 nucleotides. RefSeq names its product deSI-like protein At4g17486. Gene Ontology annotation, molecular function: deubiquitinase activity. The transcript has 4 exons. The record is from RefSeq and is a predicted model, not a curated record. Gene Ontology annotation, biological process: protein deubiquitination. NCBI's taxonomy places the organism in Eukaryota, Viridiplantae, Streptophyta, Magnoliopsida, Lamiales, Acanthaceae. The coding region runs from base 308 to 1045 and encodes 245 amino acids.
CUAAAUUUCUUUGGAUUCAUUUUCUGUACCAAAACACGGCUGAACACGGCCAACAAUUUUGGGGUUCAUGAACAUAGUUCUGAGUUCUGACCUUACAUGGCUUGUAAGGAUUGCGUUCUGUAUUGGUGAUAUAUUCUCCAUUUUGAACUAUAGCUACCUGCUGUAGAAGUGUUCCUCUUCCUUCAAAAAUUCAAAUCAAAAUCUGGUCUCCAAUUGUUUUUAUACGCGGUCGCAGAGGUUUCUUGUAUUUUGUUGGCUGAGGAGGAAGAAGAAAGGGCGGAUUUCAGGUAGAAUUUAGGAGAAAGGGAUGGCCGAGGUGAUCCUCUAUGUAUACGACGUGACGAAUAGCGACAGUGAAAAGACUAACAACACGAUUAUGCAGAUCAACAAGCUCCUCAAAGAUGGAAUUGGUCUUGGCGGUAUCUUCCACAGCGCCGUUCAGGUUUAUGGAGAAGAGGAAUGGUCGUUUGGGUACUGUGAACAUGGCACUGGAGUAUUCAGCUGUCCAUCUACGAAGAAUCCAAUGUACACUUACCGUGAAACCAUUAAAAUGGGGACUACAGCCUUGUCUAUCUACAAGGUUAAUCAGAUUCUGCGGGAGCUUAGUCAAGAGUGGCCUGGGCACUCGUAUGAUUUGCUAUCGAAAAAUUGCAACCAUUUCUGUAACAAAUUCUGUGAAAGACUUGGCGUGCAAAAGCUUCCUGGUUGGGUUAACAGGUUUGCACACGCUGGCGACACAGCUGUGGAGAUUGCAGAGAACACUGCCCACCGACUGAGACAAGCUAAAACCGAAAUUGUAUCAGCGAGCAAGGUGGCCUACCAGUUUGUAGCCGGACUUGCAUCAAAGAAUUCUGCUGUUUCUCCAGAAUCUACCGGAAACUCGGUCAAGGGAAGCCCACGGUUCCAAGCGUCGUGGUUCAAGAAUCUCAUUGCAAAUGGCGCCAAGCCUUCUAGUAGUUCAGAACUCAAAAAUCAGGACAAAGUCGGAACAACGGAUAAACAACAACAAAACCGUGCAAAUGCACAUCCACACUUUGACUUGUGACUGGACAUUUCCCCGGCAAUAUCCAUGAACUCUGAAGGAUCGUCUUCGUAAGACCUCUGGCUAUUUAUUUCUUGUGAUUAUUGCUUAAUGUUCUAAAGAUAGUGUUGUUCGUUUGUGAAUUUGUUCACCAGUGUUAAAAAACAAAUUGCAAAUAGUUGUUAUUGAUUCUUUUACCCAGAACUACAUGAUCUUUUGUUUAAGAUGGUUGUGAGCUAUCCUA